Messenger RNA from Cryptomeria japonica (Japanese cedar), 1788 nucleotides. RefSeq names its product axial regulator YABBY 5. The coding region runs from base 465 to 1025 and encodes 186 amino acids. The record is from RefSeq and is a predicted model, not a curated record. The transcript has 8 exons. Gene Ontology annotation, cellular component: nucleus. Gene Ontology annotation, biological process: multicellular organism development; cell fate commitment. NCBI's taxonomy places the organism in Eukaryota, Viridiplantae, Streptophyta, Pinopsida, Cupressales, Cupressaceae.
AUUCAGAUUGAAUUUCUAGCAUGUUAGCUGAAGAGAAAUUAGAGGCAUAUCAAACAAACCCACCAACUGGGUUAAGAGCUCUUCAAAACCCAAAGCAGAGCAUGGAGAGCGACCCAUCCUAAACGACUUUCAGACCUGUCAUUUUCGGUGCAUAAAAAUACAAGCACAUAGUUUAAGAUUCAGAUAGCUUAACCACGCUGAAACCCAAGUUAAGGUAGCAAAUGUAGCAGUAAUAUGAUGUUGCAGUGAGUGCAGAAGUCGGAGCUCUGCUUUUCUAACAAUGGUAAAGCAGAGUUCUGUACUGUUAAAAAAAAAAAAAUACUGCUGUUAUGGGGAAAUGUGCUAAAACGGAGUCCCUAAUAGCCGUCCUAGAAUUAGUACCAAUUAUGGGCUAAAACAGAAGAAAAGGAGGAGAAGACGCAGAAGAGAAGAAAGAGGAUUACAAGGCGCUUCAUCCGGGCACAAUGUCUAGCUGUAUUGAUUUUGCUUCUGAGCAUCUGUGCUACGUGCACUGUAACUUUUGCAGCACCAUUCUCGCGGUGAAUGUCCCAUCAAACAGUUUAUACAAUAUGGUCACAGUUCGAUGCGGUCACUGCAGCCAUCUUCUGUCUGUUAACAUGGGCGCCACAGUACCCCUCGAAUCUGAACAGAAGCGAAAUGACAGUUGCAAAGAUGUACCAUCCUCUUCCUCGGGCAGUGGGAACACAGUUAAAUCAUACGUCGGCGUCCAAGCCACAAACACAAUUUCUGGUGCCCCUCCAGAAAAAAGACAGCGAAUCCCAUCAGCUUACAAUCGUUUCAUAAAGGAAGAGAUUCAAAGAAUCAAAGCCAAUAAUCCAGACAUAAGGCAUAAGGAUGCUUUCAGCGCCGCUGCUAAAAAUUGGGCUCAUUUUCCUGAUAUACACUUCGGAUUGUCAAUAGAAAAAAGCAAACAAGCAACCAGUCGCAAGGAAGACAACGAAGUCAUCAUGGCAGAUUCUCUGUGUUCAAUAAACGAUGGAAGGAUGAGAGCAGACCUAUACUGAUUGUAGGAACCCCUUCUAGCUGUUGGGCUAAGUUCUAGUUAUACCUACCUAGCACGCAAAGGGGGUACACAAACUCUAAUAUCAGAAAGCUUAUGGGUUAUGUGUUGUGAACAUCUUAGACGCUAAAAUGGAUUUGGGCAAUGGAAAAGUAUUUUAUCUGCUCAUUCUGGAGAAAGGGGGAACAAACACAGUGGAACAUUGUAGAGUUGGUGCAUUGCAAACUUUAGUUACAGUAUUAGCCUUUGGGUUGGUUGGCGUAUAUUUUUAUUUUCUUAAUUUAGUAAAUUAUUUCAAAUCAAGAAUCAAAUCAGGCGGCUUCAUAUUAAAAGUCUUUAAUCUUUUAGAGGUGAUGGACUUAUUUAGUUAAGCCAGUUAUGCUUUUCCAAGAUACUUCUUUUCUGAGGAAAUGCAUUAGUACAUAACAUUUGGCUAUACUGGUUUUGAAGGAAAAGAAAAGUUCCAAGCUCUAAUAUUAUCAUCAAAAACAUGUCAUAUGAAUGCUUGCUUAUUUGAAUUUGUAACGCUAACCAGUUGCUAUCAACCCUUUUGACACGCCUCGAGAAGACAAUACUGCAGUUUGUAUGUAAACCUUUUUUGUGUAAGCUGUCCAAAACAUCAAAGAACGUUAGUAUUAUUGUCUAGAAUUGAUAGUAUAAACAAUGUCACCAGUAGUAUCUCCCACAAUAGUUGUAGUGUUUUAUGCAUGAAAGAAGAUAUUAACAUUACAAAAAAUAUAAGAGGAGAACAAAGUUAUUGUAGAAGA